CGAGGUUUACAUUAUUAAAUAGAUGGAGAAAAUAUCGAACUGUUCAUACAUAUCACUCUCAAACAAACUUCCUUUUAUUUUCUGUCAAAUAAAAACAAAGCUUAUAUAAUUCAGGCACACCAACCCGACUCCGUUUGACGCGGCUCCGAUGGUCACAACCGGCGCCCUCGUCGCCGGCGCCGCAGUCAACACCUGAGACCUCGUCCUGCCUGCCUGGGGUUCGAUUCGCACGCCCUCUGUUUAUUUUUAUCCAUUCCUCAUCUCCGAUUUUGUUUGCUUUAUUUGCUCUCGCCGCAUCUGAUUCCACCACCGCGGGAAUGGAUUGGGCGCGGCAGAAGGGCGUGAGCUUGCCGCUGCCGCGAUCCGAGUACGAGCCCCCGCGGAUGCAUUAUCAGCAUGCCGGUAGCCGCAGCCGCAUGCCGCCGUUCGCACGCGGCGGCGGCGCCUACAGCCGCGGACAGAAACAGUUCUACCCGCCGCCACCUCCUCCCCUCCCGGCGGCCGCGCUGCCUCUGCUGCCGCAGAACAAGCAUGAGGUGCUCAUGGAAGCCGGCCGCCUCGCUGCCGAGUACCUGGUGGCGAAGGGCGUGCUCCCUCCUGGCUCCUUGCAGCAGCGCGGCAGCACAGUCGUCGCUGGUGGGUGGGGCCAGCUACCGCCUCCACCUCCACCGCCGCUUUCGGUGACACAGGAAGCCCCAGCAUACCAUAUCGCCAGGAAUAGCCGGCGGCAGAUCGAUGAUGAGCGUGGUAUUCGUAACGCCCGCUCACGGCGGAACCGUGGUGGCGACUACAGUAGCAGCAACGGUAGUAACUAUAAUGGAAGGGGGAAAAGGAAAUUUGGGGCUGACAAUAAGUAUUCAGAUUGGACAAAGGAUAGGGGGAGGAACAGGCGGUAUUCUGAUAUCCGGAGUUAUGAUGAUGAGGAUGAUGAUGGGGCUCCUCCUGGGUUCAAAAGGGAGCGCCAAAGCGGUGGUGGGAUUGACGAGGUUGGUAGUAGCAUGUCGGGGGUAGCUUGGGAGGGGCCAUCAUCGAAGGUGGAGGCGAUGGGGGAGUCGGAGCUGGAGGAUACUGGGUCAAAGGCUAGUUCUAACAGCAAUAUCCAGCAGAAAGCUAGUGCUUUGCAAGAGGUGGAGGAUGAAAAUGAGGCAAACAAAAUGCAGGAGAACAGUGUGGUGUCUAAUUCAGACGUAGCUGAGCAAGCAUUGAAUGGUGAGGAUAAUAGCAACAAUGAUUCUUCUGCUGGUGUUGAAGAGGCAGGGACAAAACAUUUGCCAGUAUCCUCAGGUGAAAAGGUCUCAGAUGGGAGGCUUGAACAUAGCGGUGUUCUGAAUGACAAGGUUGAAGAUGACAGUACUUUGCAUGAGAAGUCUGAAGAUGACACAAUGUCGGAAGAGGUCUCUGUUAUGGAGAGCAAUUUGCCUAAUGACGCUAGAAAUUUGCUAAACUAUUGUAGUUUUGCAAGAGUUCCAACAAGACCACGAACAGUGCUUGCAAACAGGAAUGUUGGACCAGGUCAAAGAGAAAUUACUGUGUCUGAACAGCUCAAUUUGGUUACUUCUGAAGAAAUAUCCAAUAUGGCAAUGGAUGGAGAAGCUAACACUAAUUCCAUAACUAGCAUCGAGGAAGGCAGUAAAGUUGAGCUGGUUGGCCAAGACCAAGAACAUGCUGAACAAAGCGCUAUCUGCAAUCAAGUGGCAGAAUCAGUGGCAUUCCAUGAAAAGGAAACUCGAGGUGAAACUGAAGAAAAGGAAGAACAGAAGAACAUCCCUCAACAUUAUGAAGUUGAGGAUAAUAAGGAGACAAACGAACUGUGUCCUACAUUUGCUUCUUCUCAGAAUAACCAAAGCGCUAUCUGCAAUCAAGUGGCAGAAUCAGUGGCAUCCCAUGAAAAGGAAACACAAGGUGAAACUGAAGAAAUGGAAGAACAGAAGAACAUCCCUCAACAUUAUGAAGUUGAGGAUAAUAAUGAGACAAAUGAACUGUCUCCUACAUUUGCUUCUCAGAAUAACUUCAAUUUGCAAGUUGAGAAAGGAAUACAAAUCUACAAUUUAGAUACACCGCCACAAGAUGAAUUGUUGAUCGAUCCACCCGAUAAAGGGAAAACAGUUGAUUCGGAGUUAUUACCUAACAUCAAAGCAGAAGAUGCUGUUACAGUGGAAGAGGAAAAGAUUGGCCAGUCUAGCUCAUUUAAAAUACGUGAUCUCAACCUGGUUGGUAGUCCAGAGGUUGUUGACAUGCGAGGUGACCCUCGUUUAGGCCAAAGCUCUACUGCUGGAUGUCCAGUAGACCUACAAGAUAAUCAACAAGUUGAGUUUGAAACAGCUCUUGGUAACAACCCGAAUAAUACUGACACAUGUGCCCCCUUUCUGUUGGGAAAUAAGUCAGUUCAAGUUAUUGAUAUCGAAGAUGACAUACCAAUUGAAGCCGGUGCUUGUGACACGUCAAAAUCAAAAGGUGAGAUGGUAUAUUCUAGCAUGGAGAGCAUGAUGAACCCGCCUCCGGUGAACACCGAUGCUCUACAUGGUAUCCAAGAUGGGUAUAGUCUUGCAAUUUCAGAUUACCUUGGUGCUGAUAUGUCAUGCUACCAAUCAAUACAAGCAGAACUUCAAGAUGGGAUGGACCUAAACGGUUCAGAGGGCAUUACUGUGAUGGAUGAUCCAAUAUACAGUUCUCUUAGUGACAUAGGUUUUAUGGAGGUUUGGGACCAGCAACCUCAAGACUAUGAAAAGUUCUUCUGAGGCACCAACUCGUGUUGCUGAAACUGUUCUGGAGUUCGACUGAUAAAUACCAGUUAUACUUGCAUAGGCAGAAAUAAAGCAGUAGAUCGUGCCUAACAAAUAGAAUCCCGUGUACUCGUGCGACAGCAGCACCUCAUGCACUUGUAUGUUCCAGGCCAUACAUAUGUGUUCAGACAUAUGUAUUCAGACUCCCUGCCUUGCCCGACAGUGGUGUAAAAAGUAGUCGUAUAGCUGUCAUGUAAUUCAAGGGAAUUGACCUAAGCACGAUAGAGCAUUCAUCCGAAACAAUUCUUCAUUUGUAAUAAACAGCUCUAUAUUCCAAAUUAAAAGUGUUUAUUUGUUAUAUCUA
Molecule: messenger RNA, 3087 nt
Organism: Zea mays
Lineage: Eukaryota; Viridiplantae; Streptophyta; Magnoliopsida; Poales; Poaceae
Exons: 4
Coding region: 318-2738 (806 amino acids)
Source: RefSeq, a predicted model, not a curated record